AACCAGGUGUAUUAAUCAUCUUUACCUCUCUGACAUUUUAGCGUUAUUGUGUGAACAAUGCAUUUUUAAGUAUAGGACGGAUAAUUAGUAAACCUAAGAAAUUAAUAAACAACAUUUAAAAAGAAGAUAGAAGCGAUAUUAAAAAAGAAAAUGAAGACAUUAGUUACAGUGUUAUUUUUUGUUGCUUUUUUAUCCGUGAUACAAUGUGCGGAUCCUGAGAUGCCACCACAGAUCACAAGUCCAUUCCAAGAUUCAUAUUAUAUGAAAGAAGAGGAUGAUACACCUAAAAUGUUCAAAUGUAGUUCUACAGGAAAUCCUCCACCAAAAUAUGAAUGGUAUAAAGAUGGUCAAGUGUUACAGCCCAGCCUACAGAUAGGUGUGAACAAGGACACAGGAGAACUGACUAUAACCAAACCAAUGGUAGCUGACUUUGGAACCUAUCAGUGUUUUGCUUCGAAUUCACAUGGUACAGCAAUGUCUGCACCAUUCAAAGUUGAAAGAGCAACAAUUAUAAGCUUUAUUGAUACAGUAGAAAGAAGGGUAGAUGCUUUUCAGAAUAGGGAAACUUCCAUAUCUUGUACGGGUAAACCUAAAUGUGUACCAGGCAAUGAGUGUAAGAUAGAAUGGAAAGUAGGGGAAGGAACCAGUCAAACAGUGGAAGAAACUAAACGUAUAGCUGUAGAUAAAGAAGGUACCCUACAUUUCCUGUAUGUUGAACUUAGUGAUGAAUCCACAGCAGCCAAUCCCUACGCAUGUGGUAUGAACAAUGAACUAAUGAAAGCAUUCUACAAAGGUGGCAAUGUCAUUAUGACAGUCCAAAAAGUAACUAAUCCUACACAGGUUAAACCAAAGGUUCUAUUCAGCCAGGAUGUGAAAGGUUUACUAGGUGGAGAGGUGGAACUACAAUGUGUCUUUUCUGGAUAUCCAUUACCAGAUAUUGAGUGGUAUUCACCUGAAAACACCAUAAUACAGCCAAGCAACAAGUACGAAUUUAGAAACGUAAAUGUAAGGAGAAACCUUAAGAUUAAACAGUUAAGUGUCAGUGAUGAGGGAACAUACACCUGCGCAGCAACCAACAUAUUGGCUAGAGUUGAAGCCAGGUUAUAUCUCAAUGUUACAUCAAAACCUAGAUUCCCCCAAGGUCAGAUUUUUGAAUCUCAAGUUAUCCCACGUGGAGACAAUGCUGUGUUUAGAUGUAACAUGGUAUCCAUGAUACGUGAGGAUCCUCCAUCAAAGCCAAUUUGGAGAAGGAAUGGCGUGGUAUUGAACCCUAGUCAAAUUGGCAGCAGUUCUUCACAGAAGUAUCAGUUAAGUGAUGAUGGAACAAUUCUUACCAUAAAAAAUGUACAGAACCCAGGUGACUCGUGUAAUAUUAUGUGUGAAACUUCUAACGUUAUAAUUGAUGUAAAUGGUGAUGAUGCUGUAGCUACAAGUUACGCUGAUGCUUUUCUAAGGGUUAUAGAGCCGAUUUCGGUUCAAGUCCUUACACCAGCUCAGUUGGAAAUAGAUGCACCUGAACCAUUUAGUAUGGCAUUUAGUGCUACCACAGAUCCAUCAGUACCAAAACUUAUCUAUAAGUGGUCUCUAUUGGGAGCUGACAACGUCACGGUUUACGAUCACGAUACACUGAUGAGUAAGCCGUUUGCUAGCUUUAAUUUAGACAUGACCAAUCUGACCAUCAAUCCAGCCAAGGCAGAUGAAGACAAUGAUGAUGACAAGGUCAGAGCUGUCAUCGGAACUUACAGAGUCAACAUUUCACAUACACAUGAUUGGGAAAUGAGAAGCUUUGAGGUUACGAGCAACAUUAAACCUGCACCCAAAGCCCCCAUCAUUAGCUCUGCUGGUUUUGACUUGUGGAUCAUUGGAGUUAUUUUAGGAGUAAUAGUUUUACUGAUUGUUGUCUUCUUUAUCAUCUGCACCUUAUACAGAAACAGAGGAGGGGAAUAUCCAGUUGAUAAGAAGGAAGUUGCAGCUGGACACGAUCCGGCUCAAGAAUUAAAGGACAGUGGCUUUUCAGAUUUAUCUAGGGCGGAUGGAGAAAAGACCCCUUUUGACAAAGUAUCAUUAUCGGAUGAUGUGAAACCAUUGGAAAGCGACGAAGACAGUAUGAUGGGAGAUUAUGAUGAUGAUGCUGAUAUGACUAAAUUUAAUGAAGAUGGGUCAUUUAUCGGUGUAUACAUGGACAAAAAAGGGUUACUCCAUGGUUAAAAUUCUUGGGAAUGGAAGUUGAGAUGCUGCACACACUGGAGAGAUGAUGAAAGAAUUUUGGUAAAAAACAGAGAGCUUUGUAACAAACCAUGUAAUCUUUUACUAAUCUGUCAUUUCCAUACCACUUUCCAAAACAAUACCAGGUACCUGUGUGUUUUCCAAUUUGUUUCAUGUCUGCCCUGUGUAUAUUGUAUUGCACACACAUUUAAACAAUAAUCAGAUUUUCUUUUUCAAGUUUAUUUCAUUUGGCACUUGAUUCUAGCAUAAAACAUCUUGAGGAAAUCUGAAGUCUUCAAAAUCUGUCAUUUUUCUUGUCAUGAAACAUUGAAUUAUGGUUGCCAUUCUUGCUUUUGCUGCAUACCCAAGAUCAUCUUAUGCAGUUUUACUUUUUAUUAAAUGCUGUUUAUAAGCUACUGUAAUGAAUGACAGUAAAUACAAAAAAAAAAAGUGAGUUUUUUCCCCUGCACAUUACCUGGUUUGUUGAAAAUCUUCACUGUAGCUUAAAAUUGCUGAAAUAUCUUAGUAAUGUAAAAGUGAUUUCACAUUUAGACAGUUUUGCUAAUCGGGACAUUUUGAGUAUGUUGCUAGUUUAAUAGAUUAAAUAAAUGGAUAUUGAUUUAGAAUGGAGCUGAAUUUUAAUUUGUCAGUGAUUUAAAGACAGCAUGAUUGGAAAUAUAAUUUGCCUGUGUGAAAAAAUGAGAGUAUUGAAGAUAGUGACCAUUACCUGUUGCAUUGUGAGUGAAACUGCACAAAAAUGAGUACCAUUUCUUUUUCGAAAGUUUACACAACUAAAAAGUUUUUACUUAAUUACAAUGCAGCAGGCAAUAUGUCAGCUUGAUCAAACGAAACACUGACAAUUAGAAUAGCUCGUACAUUUACAGGGUGAUAGGCUUAGUGUGUAAAUGUUAUAAAUUUGCAGCAUCUCUGCUUUGCAUGACCCCACAUGGUGCUUACUAAUUAUACAGUUAAGAAGAUCCUUUCUAAUAUCAAAAGGAUCCAUAAUGUGUCUAUUUUGUCAUUUUUAUUGAAUUCCUUAGGCAAUAGACGUAACAAGGCAUCCUUUUGAUCCCUACAUUUUGAAAUAUUACAAUUCUCUCAAAAUUAAAGAAUUCAGAUAUUAGUUAAAAAUUACUUGAAAUUUGUCUAAGCCUUCAAACAUUUUCAGAAUAAGAACAAAUGUAAAUUCAGAAAUUUUUUUGUGCAUUUAUAAUUGCCAUUAUUGAACAGCAAACAAAAAUGUGAGAAUAAUUAUUGAGAUUGUGUUAAAUGUAGCAUACAAAUAAUGCUAUCAAAAUUUAAAAUGCUAGUUUUCGAUUUUUACAAAACCAAUGCUGUAGCAAUUGUUUUUGCAAUAAUAAAAUCCAUUACAAACAUUUCUGAAUUAACAUUACUUACUCCUUUUAGAUUCAUAAGUAUUUCUGUAUGAUCUACAUCCUUUAUACUAUUUUUCCAUAGGGAUGCUAAAAUGGCUCUUAGUAUACCUACUUAGAUUUGAAUGUUACCAAAAUAAUGAGAUUUGAUGUUGAAUUCAUAAUAUAAUAACAUCCAAGGGAAAUAACUCUUUACAAGUCAUAAGAAUGCUUUAUAAGCAUUUGAAGUCAUAUGUAUGUUUUAAUGGCUUGGUAAUAUUUAAGCAUCUUAAUUAUUAACAUUGACUAAAAUAAAAUUGGAUAUAUUGUGUGAAAUCUAUUUACUAAGUAAUGAGAAAGUUUUUAUUUGAUUCACUUGAAUUGUUUAUUGUAGAACAAGAAUGUCAUUUAACUCCUUGUAAUCCUGUUGGGUAUCCUUUAAAUGUAGAAAUUCAUGUUAUUUUAAGAGACAGUUUUGUCCGAUAAAUACUUUAUAUCUUGUCACAAUUGGCAGUAUUUCAUGUAUUCACAUAUCAAAAUUUAAUGGCGAUUAUUUUAUAAAUUAAUAUUAAACAUUUUAUUUAGAGGCAUUCCAUAUCUGUGGACGUAUACUAUCUGUUUUAUGUCUGCUCAGGUCUCAGAUUAUAGUCAUACAUGUUUUCGUACAUAGUUUUAACUUAAGAAUUUCUUUCAGCUUGUCAAUUUUAUUUACCAAAAUAUUCUUAUUUGACCAAUUGAACUAGUGUGAGUUAAACCUAUUAGAUUAUAUGCAGUAUAUAUUCACUAGAAAUUGAUAAAUUUAUGUUUCAGUUUUUAUUUGUACAUUUCCUUCAUGCACAACAUCCUUAAGAACAUAAACAUCAAAGUAAAUCACAAAUCAAUAAUGUUAUCUAUGAUAUAGAUAUACUAAAUAAUGUGUAUAACUGUAGUUUUACAUCAGUGUAAAUGAGGAGAAAAAUAAUAAUGUUAUAAAUAUUGUCAAAACAUUAUUUAUUUGAAUAAAUUUUAAAAGAGAAAAUUAGAAAAUUACAGAUUAUAAUGCAAUUUGUUGUACCUCUGAAUUUGAAUUUUGAAAUCAGAGAAACAGAGUAAUAAACUUCAAAUCAUAGAAGAAAUGACUGCAAUUCUGACAUAUACAUUUUAACAUUACAGAAAGUGAGAACAUUACCAUUUAUAAUGUUAUCAGUUUUCAUCACUGUGUAUUGAUAAAGUGUCCUACAACUUAAAUGUUGGGAGAAACAAGAAAAAUACUUAUUGCAACUUAUAUACUUUGUUUUCCUCUUAUAGUUGAUGUGUUUCCCUAGGUUUUAGUUUGUAACCCGGAUUUGUUUUCUCUCGAUCAAUUUAUGACUUUUGAACACCGGUAUACUACUGUUGCCUUUAUUUAUACACAUUACUUUUCUUUAGUAUAAAUUUAUAUUAUUGCACACAUGACUAAAAUCUGUUUCAUAUACACACCAAGAUAUAUAAAAAGGUUGUGCUUCUUAACAUUCUCAGAUAUAUGUUCUAUUAUUUAACUGUUUAUGUUGUUAAUUUUCUGUAAUCAGAGUUGUGAUUUUUUUAUUUCAAUAAGUUCAUUCCAAAAUUUCAUUUACUUAAUUUGUUUUUGUGAACCUAGUCUUGUUCCAAGUGAGAAGGUUUUCAGCAAGUUUUCAAAGUUUUAUGUGUUGCCUCCCUUUCCAAGUAUCUAUAGUUAUCUUUACUUGUACAGGUGAAUGUUUAAUGUUACAUUAUACAAUACAUUCUGAUAGAAACAUUGAUUCACCUUUUAGAAGCAAAACAGUAGUUUUUAAAGUAAUUAAUGUAAAGUUGUGCAAGAUAAAGUAAAUUAUUGAUUCACUAGCAUUUUUUAUUCUUAGAAACAUUGUCAUAUAUGCAUUUACAGUACAAUUAUUUAUUGUUACCUAUAUAUUAUCCCAUGAAAUAGAAAUAAUUCUUUACAAUUGUCUUAAAAAUGUGUAUAAUUACUUAUUACUACUACAAUAUGUUUUGUUUUGUGAAUGGAGAUCUGGAAUUAAGCCAGAAUAUCUUAUAAGCUUUUCAUCUCUUUGCUUUUAUAAUUUUAAUGAAAGUAGUGGGUAGGUGUUGAAGUGUAAAUGUAGGUUGCCUGUAGUGAUUUGUAGAAAUGUAGUUUGAAACUUUCCCUUUGAAAUUAUAAGUAGGGCCAUAUGUGACAUUAUAUGCCCUGCGUGUAUGCUCUUAUAAUUUUUUUUUAUUGUUGUACACGUGUGAAAGGUGGUCCAUAUGGUCGUAUGACUUUGAAAAAGUCUAAACAAUGUAUUGUUUUCUUUUUACUCUUUAUUUUUGUGAACAUUGAAUGUGUCCAGUCUAGCUGUGCAAUUUGUUAUUGCCAAGGCAAAGUAUUGUUAUAUUUUUAUACAAAAUAGUUCUAAGCUGUCUUUGAUCUAACCACUAUUACCAUGACAAUAAGUGCCCUAAUCUGAUGUCUGAUGGGGAUUUGAUGUUGCUCUGCUACCCUAAAGAUGUCCAUUUCAUCAGCAUUAGUGCCCAGCCAGUUUGUUAUUUGUUGUUUCUGGCUUGCCAGGUCAGCUGCAGGAAUGGUCAUGUUGAGGGUUGUUAUGACAACCUCAAAUAUCCAAUCAGGUUGUCAGAUUUGCUAGGACAGUCAUGUGAGGGUGUCUCUAGUCGCUAUGACAACAGUGCCCUAACCAGUGACUUUUGCUGGUUUGCUAGGUCAGUCAGGUGACUGGAGAGGCUGUGGUUGCUAUGACAACAGUGCCCUAAUUAGUUCUUAAUUACUAUGUAGACCAGAUGGUUUUGUCACAUUGAAAUUUUUAUGUCAUAGCUUUACAAAUCUGUUUAAUAGGGAAUUAAUUUUCAACAAUGUGGCACAAAAUAAGGUAUUCUAAAGGUUAAUCAGAUGUGGUGCAAAAUAAAGUUUUCCUAAACAUGUUAUGAACCAGAUCUGAUGUUUGACAGCAUUUAAAAGUUAUCUUAAAAUUUUAAUAGAUGUUACUAUGUUCAAUAUGAUAUUUCAAAGGCAAUUUGAAGAAUACAUUGAUUUUCUUGUCAGUUAAUUGCAACAACUGGUUUCCCUUUAGUAACCCUUAUGGGUCCAGAUCUUCUGCUUUACAGUAAUUCCCUGAUUUGCUAGGUCAGUCAUGUGACCACAGUCCUUGGGUCAAGGACAGCAGAUAUUGUUUAUAUAUAUAUUUUGAAGUAGAUUUUUAUAAAAAUAUUUUUUUUUGAAGAAAAAAUGGAGAGACAUUCCAAACUGAUAACUUACAAUGAUUGUAAUUAGCGCCAGUAUUUCUGUUUAUGUUAUAUGCUACAGAAAACACUGUUAUACAAUAUCUAAUACAUGAAUUGUGUUAUUUUAAACCUUAUUUCUACAUGAAUAUUGCACAUGGACUAGUUCAGAAAGGAAAGGAACUGUUUAAUAUGGAUGUUUUCGUUGGUCAAAAUGUCUUUUUACCAGUAGCUUAAACUGCAUAGAGUAAUUGCAAUGAGAAAGUCUGAACCAAUCAUGUGAAAGAAAUAUUAAGUGUACUUGAGAUAGAAGUAAUUCUAUGUGUAGCAUUAUCUUUAUGUUUUUACAUUGGUAAAAUUAAAGAAAUAUUUUUGUUGUAAACAUCUGAACUUGAUAUGUUCCUUCUCAUUUCCUGGAUUGUCUUGAUAAAAUGAUAAAAUAAUAAAGCUUUUAUACAAAACA
Mytilus californianus (California mussel) is the source of this 7230-nucleotide messenger RNA. Its product is annotated as neuroglian-like. NCBI's taxonomy places the organism in Eukaryota, Metazoa, Mollusca, Bivalvia, Mytilida, Mytilidae. The coding region runs from base 151 to 2208 and encodes 685 amino acids. The record is from RefSeq and is a predicted model, not a curated record. The transcript is spliced from 15 exons.